AUGGCGCGAAACUGCGCCAUGUGCGCGUGGUGCGUGGUGUGCGUGAGUGUUUGCGCCCAGCCGAUUCAACCGCACUUGAGAAGAGUUUCGCGUCCGCCCCGAUCCAGAACCUUCCCCAAGCACCCACCAGGCGCCGCCCAACGUCCAUUUAUUCACAGGCGCACUCAGGCCAGCAGAAAGAACAGGCCCAUACAGUGCCGUGACCGACUCGAGACGCAAGAGAAGGAUCGAGACGAGGCGGCGGCUUCCCGGGGGCAGGAUCGUCGCGGCCACGAAAGACGAUGUCUUACUCAAGAGGAUCAAGUUUUUUUUUCAAGUGAAAGGUAUGGAUCUCGCUCACCUUACUCGAGAAGCAGCUAUUCAAGGAGUGUGGACUCAAGUGAUGCUGAAAACGCUGGGAACAACCUGUAUGUAACUGGUUUGUCAACUCGUGUAACGGAUCGAGAUCUGGAGAACCACUUUUCCACCGAGGGAGAGGUGAUUGAUGCAAGCAUUGUGCAUGAUCCUUGGACAAGGGAAUCACGGGGGUUUGGUUUUGUUACCAUGGCUACUGUUAAGGAGGCAGAUCGCUGCAUCAAAUAUCUGGACCGUUCUGUGUUGGAAGGUCGGGUCAUAACUGUUGAGAAGGCAAAGAGAAGACGGGGUAGAACCCCAACACCUGGGAGGUAUCUUGGCACAAAAUCAUCACGUGGAUGGAGGUACUCCCCAAGCUACUCACCUGUUAGAAGGGACCGUUACAGUUCCCGCUACUCGCCUGAUUGGAGGGACCGUUACAGUUCCCUCUACUCACCUGAUCGUGACCUGUCUUAUUCUCCUUAUGGUAGAGGCCGGUCAUACUCUCCAUAUGACAGAAGGCGAUCAUACUCUCCUAACGGCAGGCAUGGAUCAUAUUCCCCCUACGAUCGGCGGCGAUCACACUCACCUUACUACAGAGGCCGGUAUCGUUUAAGGUCUUCAUACUGCUACAGAAGACGGAGGUCACCUUCUGUUUCGCAAUACUACAGCCGGCGCCGGUAUAGAUCUGUCUCCAGGUCACCCAGUGUUUCUCCAAGGACCAGAGGGCGGAGCUAUUCCCACAGUUUAUCACCACAGAGCUACUCUCGCAGCCAUUCCCCAGAAUCGGAGAGAUCAACGAGCUACUCUCCUAAGAAAGGGAGUAGAAGGGAACCCUCACGUAGCAGAUAUUCUGGCAAGAGGCGCCAUUCAAGGGAAAGCUACUCUCAUAGCCGCAGUUCGUACUCCAGGUCUGUGUCUAGGGAGCGCUCAGCUUGA
Molecule: messenger RNA, 1272 nt
Organism: Miscanthus lutarioriparius
Lineage: Eukaryota; Viridiplantae; Streptophyta; Magnoliopsida; Poales; Poaceae
Source: the annotation of a GenBank genome assembly